Amphimedon queenslandica is the source of this 1359-nucleotide messenger RNA. RefSeq names its product transcription factor TFIIIB component B'' homolog. Gene Ontology annotation, biological process: RNA polymerase III preinitiation complex assembly. NCBI's taxonomy places the organism in Eukaryota, Metazoa, Porifera, Demospongiae, Haplosclerida, Niphatidae. The transcript is spliced from 8 exons. The record is from RefSeq and is a predicted model, not a curated record. The coding region runs from base 111 to 1262 and encodes 383 amino acids. Gene Ontology annotation, cellular component: transcription factor TFIIIB complex. Gene Ontology annotation, molecular function: TFIIIC-class transcription factor complex binding.
UCGUAGGUGCGGCCUAGUUCAUAGGCGUGGUUGUUAUUUUUUUAUUAGCAGCCAAACACUCUCAAACACGAGGACUUAUCAAGGAUUUUCAGUUAGGUUCUCAGUUUCUCAUGACUUCAACAGUGCAAGGAGUUCCAGGAGGCAAGACCCACUGGAUUAAAAAGAAGAUUGCCCCAAGCAUCAAGCCCAGAGGAAAACCAUCAGCACAGCCACUGGAUCAAACCAAAAAGACCAGUAUUGACCCCAAAGUGACUAGCAAUAACGAAAUUGUAACAGAUAGUACCACUACUGCUACUGCUGAUUCUGUGCCAACAACUGGAUCGACUGCUACUAGCGCUAUCCAGCUAGUAGUAAGUGAUACUCCUCAGAUCCAAGAUAGUACUCUAGACCGCAUCACUGCUGUUGAAUGUGUUUCAAUCACUAACGAUACAUCUCCAGUUCCUAAUACUAGAACUACUGCCGUUAGUGAUAGUCCUCCUAUAUUAAACUCGCCUCCUCUUGAUGAUACAGUGUUGCCAGAGGAGACUAAUAAAGGACGACGUAGAGUCAGAACCAUCUCUUCGUCAAGUCAUAAAAGUGAUCAAGACGUAACUAGUUCAGGAGGAGAAGGAGGAGGAGGAAAUAGCUCUUUAAAAAGGAGGAAAGUUGAUAAGAAGCAGUUCAAUGAGGCACCAGACCCAUUGACAAUGACAAUGCAAGAGCUUAUAUAUUAUAAUCCGUCAUCCAAUCCAAUGAGCUCUUCAAAAGCGGACACUAGCAGAAAGAAAUCUAAGAAAACUUCAUUGGCUAGUCCACCUGAUUCACAAGGAGGUAAAAGUGUUGAAGAAAGUCCAAGUUCUCAAAGUCCAAGUACUCCAGUCAAUAACGAUCCUGAAGAGGAAGAUGGCGGUAGGAUAGUGCCACAGCUAAAGAUAGGAGCAGAUGGUACUAUACAGAUUGAUGAAGAUAGUAUGGUCGUUGAAACCUCUCAGAAGCCUUUUGAGGGUCUAAGUGACACAGUGACUGAAGAGGAAAGGCAUACGACCUCGACCUCUUUCAGACAAAGACACAAGAUAAAGAAAUGGACAAAUGAAGAAACAAAUAAUUUUUACAAGGCACUGUCUCAAGUUGGUACAGAUUUCACAAUGAUGACACUACUAUUACCGCAUAGAAAUAGAAAAGAGUUGAAGAACAAGUUUAAAAAAGAAGAGAAGAGAAAUCCUGCUAGAGUAUCGGCGACUUUAGAGAAACUCUGUUCUAAAUCUGUACAAUCAAAAUCAUAAUUCUCUGUAGUAAUGUUUUUAAAAUUAAAUUCAUCAUUAGAAUAACAUCAUGUCAUGAUUAUUGCUAUGAUUAUAAGAAAGCCAUGUUUACUUUUAA